This is a messenger RNA of Syngnathus typhle (broad-nosed pipefish), 1658 nucleotides long. RefSeq names its product tropomyosin 1 (alpha) (gene tpm1). Gene Ontology annotation, biological process: actin filament organization; cardiac muscle contraction. Gene Ontology annotation, cellular component: actin filament. Gene Ontology annotation, molecular function: actin filament binding. The record is from RefSeq and is a predicted model, not a curated record. NCBI's taxonomy places the organism in Eukaryota, Metazoa, Chordata, Actinopteri, Syngnathiformes, Syngnathidae. The transcript has 9 exons. The coding region runs from base 138 to 992 and encodes 284 amino acids.
CGAGGGCACAGAGAGGCAGAGCCUGCACUCCAGCUCCACGUUCACUGAGGCACACACGGCCCCCGGCUCCAGCUCUCGCCACUUUCCCACUUUUUACCCUUUUGACGGAGUCUUUCCCUCUUGGGCAAUAAGCAGCCAUGGACGCCAUCAAGAAGAAGAUGCAGAUGCUCAAGCUCGACAAGGAGAACGCCUUGGACAGAGCUGAGCAGGCCGAGUCAGACAAGAAGGCGGCGGAGGACAGAAGCAAGCAGUUAGAGGAUGAAAUAAGAGAGUUGGAAAAGAAAAUGCGUGUGACUGAGGACGAGCGAGAUAAAGUGUUUGAGGAGUUCCAAACUGCCGAAGAGAAGCUGCUGAGCGCCGAGGAGGUCGCCACCAAGGCUGAGAGCGAUGUGGCCUCCCUCAACAGACGCAUCCAGCUGGUUGAGGAGGAGUUGGACCGUGCUCAGGAGCGUCUGGCCACUGCUCUGACCAAGCUGGAGGAGGCCGAGAAGGCUGCCGACGAGAGCGAGAGAGGCAUGAAGGUCAUUGAGAACAGGGCCAUGAAGGAUGAGGAGAAGAUGGAGAUCCAGGAGAUCCAGCUCAAGGAGGCCAAGCACAUCGCUGAGGAGGCUGACCGUAAAUACGAGGAGGUGGCUCGUAAGCUGGUCAUCAUCGAGAGUGACCUGGAGCGUACAGAGGAGCGUGCCGAGCUGUCAGAAAGCAAAUGCGCUGAGCUGGAGGAAGAGUUGAAAACCGUGACCAACAACCUGAAGUCACUGGAGGCCCAGGCUGAGAAGUACUCGCAGAAGGAGGACAAAUACGAGGAGGAGAUCAAGAUCCUCACCGACAAGCUGAAGGAGGCUGAGACCCGUGCUGAGUUCGCUGAGAGAUCAGUCGCCAAGCUGGAGAAGACCAUCGAUGACUUGGAGGAAAAACUUGCCCAUGCUAAAGAGGAGAACCUGGACAUGCACCAGAUGUUGGACCAGACUCUAAUGGAACUGAAUAAUUUGUGAAAGCACAAUCUAACCCUGACAUGCACCGUGGUUUGGCUUUUUGUCCUUGCACCUGUUACCCAAUAAACCCGUUCCUUACCCGCGGUGCCGCGCUAACAGCCAGAUGCUAUUUUUCAUUGCACCAUCCUGCCUUCAGUGGGACUCAAACCAAGGAGCUAAGGGAAGUCAAACUUAAGCAUUUCCUCUGAUGAAGCCCAAAGUCAGAAGCAUGUUUGCAUUUGCAAGCCAGUUUUUAUACUGUAACAAUAUAUUUUUCUUGGGUGGAAUUACAGAUGACUUUGCUUAUAAGGAUUUUUUUUCUUUUUUUUUUCUUUUUUACAUCUGCAUUGAUAUAUUUUAUUUGACUAUAAAUUACGCACAUGCCAAGGACAAAGUGGAGAAAUUUAGCACGUAAACCUCACAAUGAUGGAUUUUUUUGUUCAAUCUGUACAAAAUACUGUAAAUGCACUCCUUGUGAAUUUUCAGUUGAUAAACUGGUGCUAGUUUGUACAUUGUUUAGGUUGUAUUGGUUUGUAACAGCGACAGUCCUGAAUUUGUUCAUUUUGUCUGUGCGGUUUCGGACAUCUGGUUGUGCAGUUUUAGCAUUUUUAAAGUAGAAGUUCCAAAUGUUUAUCAUAUUUGAAAUGUUUCAAAUUUGAAAUAAAUUAAAGCACGUUUUGAAAGCUA